Molecule: messenger RNA, 1038 nt
Organism: Strongylus vulgaris
Lineage: Eukaryota; Metazoa; Nematoda; Chromadorea; Rhabditida; Strongylidae
Source: the annotation of a GenBank genome assembly
AUGGAAGUGAAAGAGACAGAGACCGUUCAAUUGUCAGUGACAGUUACAGGAACCCCUCAACCUCAAGUAUCAUGGUUCAAGGAUGACAGGCCAGUGGAGAUUGACACUGUGCGCACCAUCGCAAAAGAUGAAGGCAGUGGUCAUUUCACAUUAACAAUCAAAGAUAGCAAAGUGACAGACAUUGGCAAAUACUCUUGCAAGGCUGUCAAUGAGGCAGGAGAAGCUAGGACUGAGGCUACAGUCCAUAUUGCUAAGGAAACCGCUGCUCCGCAGUUUACGGAAUUCCUCAGACCAAUGGAAGUGAAAGAGACAGAGACCGUUCAAUUGUCAGUGACAGUGACAGGAACUCCACAACCUCAAGUGUCGUGACCGAUGGAAGUGAAAGAGACAGAGACCGUUCAAUUGUCAGUGACAGUGACAGGAACCCCUCAACCUCAAGUGUCAUGGUUCAAGGAUGACAGGCCAGUGGAGAUUGACACUGUGCGCACUAUCGCGAAGGAUGAGGGCAGUGGACACUUCACAUUGACAAUCAAAGAUAGCAAAGUGACAGACAUUGGCAAAUACUCUUGCAAAGCUGUCAACGAGGUAGGAGAAGCACGCACUGAGGCUACUAUACAUGUUGCUAAAGAGACUGCUGCUCCACAAUUUACGGAAUUCCUGCGUCCAAUGCAGGUUAAGGAGACGGAAACCGUCCAAUUGUCAGUGACAGUGACAGGAAUCCCUCAACCUCAGGUGUCAUGGUUCAAGGAUGACAGACCACUGGAGAUUGAUACUGUACGCACUAUCAUAAAGGAUGAGGGCAGUGGACAUUUCACAUUGACAAUUAAAGAUAGCAAAGUGACAGACAUUGGCAAAUACUCAUGCAAGGCUGUCAACGAGGUAGGAGAAGCUCGCACAGAGGCUACUAUCCAUGUUGCCAAAGAAACAGCUGCACCGCAAUUUACGGAGUUCCUCAAACCGAUGGAAGUAAAAGAAACAGAGACAGUGCAGUUGUCAGUCACAGUGACAGGAACCCCUCAACCCCAAGUGUCAUGGUUU